AUGGUACCAGUCGAUGAUGACAGCAAUCCAUGGAAAACCAUUUAUCCAUCGCUCGCAAUACAAGCCACGCGGUCUCAAGGCUCCGAAGCGCUAUACCACGCGCUUCUUGCUCAGUCCGCAUCCCAGCUUGCGAAUUUGAGAGGGGAGGAGAAGGGAGCUCAGGCACGAGCAAGCGCAAUUCGUCACUAUGGAAUUGCACUGCACUGGCUUCGCCAGAGCCUGGCCGCUCAGUCAAAAGACUACACCACAGUAUUGGCUGCCAUGUAUUCCGUUAUUCUGGCCGAACAUGUCUUUCAAGGUACAUCCUCCGGAUGGCAAAGUCAUAUCCGUGGUGCAAGGGGGUUUGUUGGUCAGUAUUUAAACCAGCAACCCUGGAAGCAAUCUCGGGAAGCCCAUGUUAUCACGCAGAAUUUUGGGCUUAUCAUGGUCAUUUCGAAAACUACCGAUGUAAAGUCCCUCUUGACAACAACAGCUGACGAAAUCGGCGAGCUCGAUGGCUUGCUAGAUGACCUGAUGAAAAUGCCAAUUUUCGGCUACACAUUGGGAGGGACACCUCACAUGCUGAAGGCAAUCUACCAAACUCGAUUACUCGAGACACAACUUAACGCCAGGAGGGAGACCGAGGGGCUGCGUGAGCUUGACGACGAGGUGUACUCUCAAGUGGGUCAGAUCCUACAGCUGCUCUACGUACCGCUCGAUGACAAAUUGGAGUCUUAUGUAAACCACCGCGAGCUUAGUGGGAUUACCGUCCUACCUCAGCUGCGAAGACUGGCCAGAAUUCACCUUCGGCUGUUCAACACUGCAGUGACGAUCUAUCUCUUCUGCCUCGUACUGCGAUGCCCGCCUUCGGCGAUGGCGGAAGAAGUCCAUCAAGUUCUCACAGAUGCGUCGUCCUUCAUCAACCUACACAACGGUACUGUCUCGAUCUGGCCGGUCUUCGUCGCGGCGGCUGAAGCCUACACACCUGAUUCCCAGGCUCUAGCCACCCACUGCCUUGACGUCUUCAUAGAUGGGGGUGCUGGUAACCGGCGCGAUGUACAACGCGUGGUUGAGCAGGUCUGGUCAGAUCGUGAAAAAUUAGCAUCGGAGCGACAGUGCGAUCCUGGCAAGGUCUCGCUUGAUUGGCGCGAAGUUAUGAAUAGGCUCAAUGUGGAUAUCUUACUUCUGUGA
This is a messenger RNA of Exophiala aquamarina CBS 119918, 1170 nucleotides long. RefSeq lists its product as uncharacterized. Bases 1 to 1170 code for a protein of 389 amino acids. Gene Ontology annotation, molecular function: DNA-binding transcription factor activity; transcription cis-regulatory region binding. Gene Ontology annotation, biological process: positive regulation of transcription by RNA polymerase II. The record is from RefSeq and is a predicted model, not a curated record. The transcript has a single exon. Gene Ontology annotation, cellular component: nucleus. Lineage: Eukaryota; Fungi; Ascomycota; Eurotiomycetes; Chaetothyriales; Herpotrichiellaceae.